This is a messenger RNA of Pimephales promelas (fathead minnow), 2147 nucleotides long. The record is from RefSeq and is a predicted model, not a curated record. Lineage: Eukaryota; Metazoa; Chordata; Actinopteri; Cypriniformes; Leuciscidae.
UAAAGAGAAACUUCAAUGGGUGCAGAGGAAGGUCACUUACCUCGGACAUGAACUGUCACAAGGCAAAGUUCGUCUGUCUGCGGACAGGAUCAAAGCCAUUGCUACAUUCAAGCAUCCAUCCACACGGAAGCAAAUGCAAAGCUUUCUGGGACUGGUCAAUUACUGUCGCCUGUGGGUGCCUAACUGUUCCAAGUAUGACAAAAUCCUGCGUGAAGCUACGCUGGGUGACAUGGAGGACAUUACAUGGACAAGUGAGAUGAAUCAAGCAUUCAGACAUUUGAAAUCCUCACUCUUAAGGCCGCCUGCCCUCGGCCUACCUUGUUACACCCAAGACUUUCAUUUGUACGUGUACGAAAACGGAGGCACAGCCGCUGCAAUCCUGGCCCAAGAGCAUGGGGGCACUUUCCGUCCAGUAGCUUAUUUAUCUAAGACCCUGGAUUCAGUAGCCAGGGGACUCCCAGCCUGUUUGCGUGCAGUGGCCGCCACAGCUGUCAUGAUACAAGAUGCUGAAAAAGUUGUUUUAUCGCAUCCACUCAUUGUGCAUGUCUCUCAUCAGAUUGCUGACGCAAGGUGAAUUCGAGAGUGACGACCAUGACUGCCUGACCAGGAUCCAAACUUCUACUGCCUGCAGGCCAGACGUUUCUACGUCUGUCCUGGAGGAGGGAAAGCAUUGGUAUAUUGAUGGAUCCUGCUUUAAGCCAAAUGACAGUACAUAUUUGUGUGGUUACGCUAUUGUUGAAUUACCUGAUAAAGUAAUUGAAGCGCAUUCACUGCCAUAUAAAUCAGCACAAGUUGCAGAACUGAUUGCAUUAACAAGAGCUUGUCAAUUGGCUAAAGGUCAGUGCAUCAAUAUAUACACUGACUCCAAAUAUGCGUACGGUGUAGUCCAUGAUUUUGCUAAAUUAUGGGAGGAAAGAAACUUCAAAACCUCCGACGGAAAACCAAUUUCGCAUCAUAAUGUUGUGGCUGAACUGAUUAGUGCAGCACAGCAACCAUUGAAGCUUGCAGUUAUUAAAGUAGCUGGUCAUAAAACAGGUGAAUCUGAUGAAGCCAAAGGAAACAGAUUUGCAGAUGAAGUAGCAAAAUGGGCAGCAAAAGAAGCAAUAUGUAGUCCACAUGUAAGUGAACAAAGCAAUGAAGUGCCGAUGAUGAAUUCGUCGUUGAUUAAUGAUUUGGAUGUUAAAAUACUGCAAGCAAAUCCUACUCAAGAGGAUUUGACUCAUUGGGCAGCCAAUGAAGUGAAACCAGAUCAAGCUGGUAUUUUAAGAGAUAAGCAAGGUAGAAUCGCACUACCAGCAUCCACAGUUGUAAUGCUGUGCAGACAUUAUCAUGGUGUAUCACAUGUGUCGAAAGAGAAAGUGAUACAAAAUUUGAAUCGAUCAUACUGCAUAGCCAAUGUUCGAAGAAAUACUUUGUUGAUAUUGGAUGCUUGUCUAGUGUGUGCUCAAACCAACAGGCACAAGGCAAUCCGCCAUGAUGCUUUACCGCAUCCAGAACUUCCGUUCCAAUAUUUACAGAUUGAUUUUACACACAUGCCUCCAUGUGGAAAUCACAAGUAUUUGCUCGUGAUUAUUGAUCGAUUUACUAAGUGGCCUGAAGUUUUUCCAUGUGGAAAAGAAGACGCGAAGACAGUAGUAAAGAUUCUUGCAAAAGAAAUUAUACCGCGCUUCGGUAUUCCGACCGUGAUAGCAAGCGACAAUGGAACUCCGUUCACUUCUAAAGUUACACAAUUAUUAGCUAAAGAGCUGAAAAUUAAUUGGCAUUUCCAUAUCCCGUACCAUCCGGAAUCUUGUUCGAACGCCGAACGACUUAAUGAAACGAUAAAAGAACGUCUAAAUAAAGCGUGUCUAGAUACGGGAAGAAAUUGGGUUGAUUUGUUGCCUGCCGUACUGACGGAAAUAAGAAUGUCUCCGUCAGCCACUACAAAAAUGUCUCCAUUUGAAAUUCUCAUGGGUAGACCUUUCCCGACCCCUUGGGUCAGAGGUCGCGCUGGCAAUCUUUCCACAGGUGACACGGAGGUGAUCAUCGCAGAUUAUGUGGAUUCCCUUGUUAGAACGUUAAAUGGCAUAAAUGGUGAUGUUUCUCUCUCUCUCCCUCUUCCCUCAGAAAAGCCAACUCAUCCCUUUGUUCCAGGACAGUGUGUCUAA